Molecule: messenger RNA, 1272 nt
Organism: Orbilia oligospora ATCC 24927
Lineage: Eukaryota; Fungi; Ascomycota; Orbiliomycetes; Orbiliales; Orbiliaceae
Exons: 2
Coding region: 1-1272 (423 amino acids)
Biological process (GO): L-tryptophan biosynthetic process
Cellular component (GO): cytosol
Molecular function (GO): anthranilate phosphoribosyltransferase activity
Source: RefSeq, a predicted model, not a curated record
AUGGCAUCCGUCUCAAUUACACCACUUCUGAAGCUCCUGGCUCAAUACCAGGAUGCCGAACAAAAAGUUGUCACUCAAGACAUUGUCACAGAGAUUACCGCCGCUUUUGCUGCGAUUCUAGGACAGGGUGAAGUCAGUGACACCCAGCGAGCCGCUCUACUCACGGCUUUAACGUUCUCAAACCUGUACUACGAUUCGCAGAUUGUCAAUGCGAUUGUCAAAGUUAUGCGAGAGGCUGCUGUUCGGGUCCCAAUCGAUUUUCAUGAUAAAGAAUUUGCGACAAAGAGGCGCUUGUUGAAGCGGAACGGCUACCAUGGCGGCUUUGUAGAUAUCGUAGGCACCGGCGGAGACGGUCACAAUACUUUCAAUGUCUCCACAACCUCUGCCCUCCUUGCAUCGCCUUACCUUCUUGUUGCCAAACAUGGCAAUCGUGCAGCUACCUCGGUCUCGGGAAGCUCUGAUAUGAUCUCAGCCCUCGCUGGAGGCCCUUUCAUCCUCAAUAUUCCUCCGGAAGCUGUCGGGAAAAUCCUGACCGGCUACUCUAACCUUGCCUUCCUCUUCGCUCCAACCUACCACACCGGUCUCGGUUCCCUAGCCCGGGUUCGCAAAGAACUCGGCUUUUCCACUAUUUUCAAUGUUGUCGGACCCCUCUCCAAUCCAAUUGAAGGAAUCGAAGCUCGCAUCCUCGGCGUCAAGAACCGAGAACUCGGAAAAGUCUUCAGCAAGGUGCUCCAGCUCAUGGGCUGCCAAAAGGGGAUGGUGGUCUGUGGUGACGUCGGAAAAGGUCUUGAUGAAAUCUCUCCAUGCGGAAAGACAUUUUGCUGGAGACUUAUCGCUGCUCCUCCCGGUUCCCCGCCUGGUACGCUAGCUACCAUUGAGCAGUUUGAACUCCACCCUGUCGAGGAUUUUGGAGUCGCCUUACAUCCGUUAGAAGAAUGCAAGAGUCGAUCACCCGAAGAAAAUGCGAACAUUGUCAAAUCUAUCUUGAGGAAUGAAGUUCCGGCUGGUGAUCCGAUUAUGGACUAUUGUUUGAUUAACUCGGCUGCUCUAUUGGUUGUCGCCGGUGUUACGAACGACUGGAAGGAUGCUGUCGAGCUCAUCAAACAGGGUCUUAAAGACCAGGCGCCAUUAAAAGAAUGGGAAGGGUAUUUGACGGGUUGUAAGUUUUAUGAAAAGUCUCCUGAGGCCGUCGCAACUGUCACAACCAUCGCCAAUGAUGUCGCACCAGCCGCCAACGGUGUCACGACGAAUGAGACGAACGGGGUACAUUAG